Molecule: messenger RNA, 1580 nt
Organism: Ilyonectria robusta
Lineage: Eukaryota; Fungi; Ascomycota; Sordariomycetes; Hypocreales; Nectriaceae
Product: chaperonin 10-like protein
Exons: 2
Coding region: 263-1237 (324 amino acids)
Molecular function (GO): oxidoreductase activity
Source: RefSeq, a predicted model, not a curated record
CAUCACGGCGUCCAGUUACAUCCGUUUUGAAACGCCAUUUUCUAGCAAUUGGGCCUGACCGCCAUACAUCGUCUUGUGAUUCGAUGCACAGCUUACUUCGGUCAGCGACCAGUAGUCGGUGGUCAGUGUCAGUCAGUCGUCAGUCGUAGUGGUAGUGAAGUCGGCGUAGAUGGGCGAUGCGGCGAUGCGACUAAGUUUGUCAGCAACAUAUUACGGAAAAUCGCUCAUGAUCUGCGAUGGCUCUACGUGACAAUACCCCAAGAUGAAAGCAAUCCGCAUCCACCCAGCUGAUUCCAACAUUCCGUGGUCUGCAAGCAACCCAGCGCCUCCGUCUGCGUUGGUUCUUGAUGACAUCCAGACCCCACAGCCAAAGCCGGGCCAGGUCCUGGUGCGGGUUCACGCAGCCACUGUAACCCGAGACGAAUUGACCUGGCCAGAAUCCUACCGUGAGGAACACCACAUUCUCGGCUAUGACUUUUCUGGCGUUGUGGAAAGUGUAGGAGGCGAGGCAGACUUUAAGCCGGGCGACGAAGUGUUUGCAAUGGUCAACAUCCACGAAGGAUCAACAUGGGCUGAAUAUGUUGUUGCCGACACUCGCCACUUGGCCAAGAAGCCCAAGAGCCUGACCUGGGCUGAAACGGUCACUGUCCCGCUCAGUGGUCUCACAGCAUGGCAGGCGUUGUUUGUCAAGGCGGGUAUCCGGGAGCCCGACUUUGCGUCACCAUCCAAGACGAAGCAGGCAGUGCUUAUAACCGGUGCAUCAGGUGCCGUGGGUUCUUACAUGGUUCAACUGGCUUCUCUGGCCGGUUUACAUGUGGUAGCCGCGUCGAGUUCAACAGAACGAAACGGGGAGUUCUUGCGGUCGCUAGGUGCAGCAGAGACGAUUGAGUACUCCGACAUGAAGCAUCAUUCCUUCAAUCUCAUCAUCGACACGGUCGGUGGUGAGCCUUUGGCGCAGGCUUGGUCCAUCAUCACAGACAACGGCACUCUCAUCUCGGUGGACUCGAGCAGCUACGCCUUUACCAGCAGUCCCCCGGCAGGCAAGGAGAAAGUCAACGCUCAGUUCUUCAUCGUGGAGCCUUCCGGGAAACAGCUUGGCAAGCUCUCACAGGCGUUGGAGCUUGGUCUUGUGCGACCGUUUCUCGCACACACGUUUCCUCUUGCGGAGGCAAGGGCAGCUUAUGAGAAGGCUAGCGGAAGGAUGGACCGUAGGGGAAAGGUUGUGCUAGAGAUUUAAUAUGUAUGUAUAGGGUAUGAGCAGUUUGUCACCAUACCAGAGUUUUAGGCUUUCGUGUAGGAUCAGGAUUAGGAGUUAGGAAUUAGGAACUAGGAAUCGGGGCUAAGGAUUAGGAAUUAGGGAUAAGAUCAGAAUGCCACAUCUACCAGUUCCAACGCUCCUGUUCAACGCUCAAGACCGAGUAGCCUGGAUGGCAUUCAGUCUAGCCGCUAUCGCCAGAUAUGAACAAAAAAAAUGCUAUAUAUGCUCCGCUGGGGUAAUAUUCCCCCGACAUCUGACACAGGCUAAUGAGCACUCAAAGGUGUCAGAUCGAUCAAGGCGGUGCAAAAGGCGAAUGCUUUUA